Cololabis saira (Pacific saury) is the source of this 516-nucleotide messenger RNA. RefSeq names its product prokineticin 1 (gene prok1). The record is from RefSeq and is a predicted model, not a curated record. The transcript is spliced from 3 exons. NCBI's taxonomy places the organism in Eukaryota, Metazoa, Chordata, Actinopteri, Beloniformes, Belonidae. Bases 24 to 344 code for a protein of 106 amino acids.
AGGUCAUUGUUCCUGCUGCUGUCAUGGACUUCAGUGCGGUGUUCCUGUCCUUCCUCAUGGUGUCUCUGAGCUGGUCCAGAGGAGCCGUCAUCACUGGGGCCUGUGAUAGAGAUCUGCAAUGUGGUUUUGGUCUUUGCUGUGCAGUCAGCCUGUGGCUUAGGGGUCUGAGAAUGUGCAUCCCAAGAGGAGUGGAAGGGGAUGAGUGCCACCCCAUCAGCCACAAGGUACCAUACGGAGGGAAGCGGCUACAUCACACUUGUCCCUGCCUCCCCCACUUGGUGUGCACCAGAUAUGCUGAUGGCAAGUAUAGGUGUACUGAAGACUUCAAAAACAUGGACUUUUAACAGAUGCCCAAACUCUCAAAUGAAGAGAGCUCAACAGAAGUGAAGAACAAAGCCUGGAACAACCCGUGGAUAACAGUCUUCCUCAGUGACUGUGUUUUUCAUUUGCACUUAAAUAUAUAACUGGGAUACAACUUAUGCACAUAUCAAGAACAUGACGAGGGAUGAAAUAUGG